UUCAGAGAUAAACGGACGCGUCUGUUCGGCCCAGCGAAAUUGCAGUGUGGCCAAGCGUGCUUUUGAAAGCGCGAAACCCCCAGCGGAAACGAAAGCGAAACUGAAACUGCAAUUUGAAACUGUUUUGUGUGGAGUGUGUUCCCAGCUCCAGUUUCUCUUUUAAGAAUUUUUUUUCGAGUGUGUGUGAAGAAAACCAAAAGAACAAAGAUACCCAGAAAGAGUGCAAAAGCGAAAGAGAGAUAGCGAUAGAUAGAGAGGGAGAGAGAGAGAUAAGUUGAGAAGAAAGACGGAAAUGAAGCAUGCAACUUGUGUGCACAUCAAAGAAAGCAGCGGAAAUUAAAAUUUGCAUAUGCAAAGAGGUGGCCCAGUGCAGUCAACAGAGGCGGAGGCACAGCCAGUGGCCGUGACUGUGGCCCGGUGCCCCAAACAGUCAAUGACAAUGCGGCCAAUGAUGAUGCUGCUGCCGCCCCCAGACCCAAAAACCUGGCCCAAAGAAACCGAAAGCCACUCUCCGCUCUAAGCCAGCAAGCCAGAAGCAAGAAGCCAACCGCCCCGCCCGCCCAGGAAUAUAGACUCAAGUGCCAGAUCUCCAGAACACUAGACUCGUGCGCAAUCCAACCCACCAGACUGCAGACUGCAGCCUGCAGCUUGCAGCUUUCACCCAGAAGCUCCUCGACCUCCGGCUGCAAGUCACAGUCCCACACAAUCCACAGAGAUGCCGUCGCCCGGGCACACAUUUUGCUUCUCCUCAGCAGGAUUUAUCGCUUGCUCAGCAAUCGUUCUGCUUUGUAGUUCCGAGGUUCUAUCCAGCUGGGAGGAAUGGUGGACAUACGAUGGUAUAUCCGGACCCAGCUUCUGGGGCCUUAUCAAUCCACAGUGGAAUAUGUGCAACAAAGGACGACGCCAAUCGCCCAUCGAUGUGGUGCCCGACAAGCUGCUAUUCGAUCCCUACCUCCGACCGCUGCACAUCGACAAGCACAAGGUUUCCGGCACCCUGCACAACACGGGCCAAUCGCUCGUCUUUCGCGUCGACAAGGACACCAAGCAGCAUGUGAACAUAUCUGGCGGCCCCCUGGCCUAUCGCUAUCAGUUCGAGGAGAUCUACAUACACUAUGGCGUGGAUAACACCCGCGGCUCCGAGCACUUCAUCCAGGGCUACAGUUUUCCCGGCGAGAUUCAAAUCUAUGGCUUCAACAAGGAACUGUACCACAAUAUGUCCGAGGCCCAACACAAGUCGCAGGGCAUUGUGGGACUGUCGCUUAUGGUGCAGAUUGGUGAGACGCCCAAUCCGGAGCUGCGCAUCAUCACGAGCACUUUCAACAAGGUGCUCUAUCGAGGCUUCUCGACACCCAUCCGGCACAUAUCGGUGAGGUCGCUGCUGCCAAACACGGAUCAUUACAUCACCUACGAGGGCUCCACAACCCAUCCCGGCUGCUGGGAGAGCACCGUCUGGAUCAUAGUUAAUAAACCCAUCUAUAUCACCAAACAAGAGUUAUACCAACUCCGACGACUGAUGCAAGGCUCCGAGAGUACUCCAAAAGCUCCACUAGGUAAUAAUGCGCGACCCGUGCAAAGUUUACAUCAUAGAACCGUAAGAACGAAUAUAGAUUUUAAGCGGAACAAGAAUCAAUAUGCUUGCCCCUCGAUGUAUAAGGAUAUGUAUUAUCGGGCGAAUCGUUGGUCACCAGACACGGGACUCUUGAUACGUUGACAACAAGCUCCUCCAACAGCAACAACCGAUGCGGUCAGCGGGUCACUUUUGAUGUUUUUAUGUCGCAUUCAAUUUUCAUAUUCAUGUUUUUAAUACGAACUCGGCAUUCGUUUUGGCCUGCAAUAUUCCUACAACAAAAGCAGCAGCAACAGCAUAACAAUUUAUAUUAUUUAUUGCAUUAUUAUUAAUCAAAUAUGUAUGUAAAAGCCGCCGCCGCAGCAGUAGCAACAAUAUGCAACAUGAAUUUAGGUAACAAAUGCUUGCAACAAAAAUAGCAACUACUCGUAGGAACGCUAUAGCUAAGUGCCUCGACUAUGUAAUACCCGGUACUUAGGUUCUCAAAGGGUAAGCAAAAUGGCAUGCAUUUCUUUGCUGCAGUGCACUGCAGUGGCGCAAAGUAGACUUUGGCUUACAGCAUCCGACUAUGGACGAGAGGCUACG
This is a messenger RNA of Drosophila obscura, 2152 nucleotides long. It is a transcript of the gene CARPA, whose product is annotated as carbonic anhydrase-related protein 10. Bases 716 to 1711 code for a protein of 331 amino acids. The record is from RefSeq and is a predicted model, not a curated record. Lineage: Eukaryota; Metazoa; Arthropoda; Insecta; Diptera; Drosophilidae. The transcript is spliced from 9 exons. Gene Ontology annotation, molecular function: carbonate dehydratase activity; zinc ion binding.